Molecule: messenger RNA, 1067 nt
Organism: Sorghum bicolor (sorghum)
Lineage: Eukaryota; Viridiplantae; Streptophyta; Magnoliopsida; Poales; Poaceae
Product: eggshell protein 2A
Exons: 1
Coding region: 309-737 (142 amino acids)
Source: RefSeq, a predicted model, not a curated record
CCGAGUCGAGUCGCCACGCUGCAGCAGCAGAUUGCAUUGCAUUGCACCGCCCCACCAGCCCCCUCCACUUUCCCCAAAGUCUUCUCCACUACCAUCGUCUCCAUCCCGCCGCGCGCCAUAAGUAGCUAGCUGCCGCGCGCCAUAGAUAGAUACUCCUACUCCACAAGCAUCCCUCUCGAAGUCGCCCACUUCGAUUUCUCCCAGACUUGACACUCCUCGUCCCAAACCCAAUUCCAACUCCCCAAAGCAGCACCCUUUCCGAUCCUUUUCUUUCCCAGCAAGUAGCUAGCCAGAGCGCCGCCGCCGCCAUGGCCACCAAGCCCGGUGUUUCCGCCGCAGUCCUGCCCCUCGUCCUGCUCCUCGCCCUGUCGGCAACGGCGGUCGCCCACAACGGCCGCCACCCCGACGACGACGACAACAACAACAACAACCCCGGUGGCGACCCGGGCGCCUUCUUCGCCGGGAUGCCGUGGUUCGGCGGCGCGCGGCCCGGCGGGGGACCAGGCGGCGGGUUCUUCGGCGGGUGGGGCGAGGGCGGCGGGCUCGGGUACCGUCGCGGCGCGGUGGUGCCGCCGUCCACGGUGUGCCCGCAGGACGGGCCGUGCCGCGGGAAGCGCCUCACCUGCCCGCAGCGCUGCUUCCGGACCUCCAGCUACGGCGGCAAGCACGGCGGCGGCGGGGGCGGCGGCGGAGGCUGCAGCUUCGACUGCACCAAACGCUGCGCCGCCACCUGCUGAAUCUCUGAGCGCAUAUGGGUCCUGAUGGUUUGCAAAGGAUGGCGUGGCCGCCCUAGUUAAAUUAGCUAGCUAGCUAGCUGAACGCGAAGCUCAUAUACUACUUUACUCCUCGAUCUACUACUGGCAUGCAGUGUGCGGUGCUCGGCUAAUACCACCAUAUGGAUUAUUAUUAUUACUAAUAGUAGUAUCGACAUAGUUGUUGGUUUCUUUGCUCUUGUGAUCGAUUGUGAUGAGACCAUAUAUGCAUGUGUGUCUGUAAAUUUGAUGUCUGUCUGUCGGACUUUUUUGAUCAAUAAUAAGAGGAGAUGAAUAAAGGGUUUAGUUCGCAAA